Molecule: messenger RNA, 611 nt
Organism: Fragaria vesca subsp. vesca
Lineage: Eukaryota; Viridiplantae; Streptophyta; Magnoliopsida; Rosales; Rosaceae
Product: nuclear transcription factor Y subunit B-5-like
Exons: 1
Coding region: 37-546 (169 amino acids)
Biological process (GO): regulation of transcription by RNA polymerase II
Cellular component (GO): nucleus; CCAAT-binding factor complex
Molecular function (GO): DNA-binding transcription activator activity, RNA polymerase II-specific; RNA polymerase II cis-regulatory region sequence-specific DNA binding; protein heterodimerization activity
Source: RefSeq, a predicted model, not a curated record
CAAACAACAACUGGUACCUACCUCGUAUCCAGAAAUAUGGUCGACAACAGUGGUGGAAGUGUUCCCAAUAACUGUGAUCAUGGUCAGGGAGAUAUAAACUCGACCGAGCAGCCAGACCCCGGCCAGUUGCUUCCCAUAGCCAACGUUGGGAGGAUGAUGAAGCAAAUCCUGCCGCCGAACGCCAAGAUCUCAAAGGAAGCCAAGCAAACGAUGCAAGAGUGCGUCUCCGAGUUCAUCAGCUUCGUCACCGGAGAGGCUUCCGACAAGUGCCGGAAGGAGAGAAGGAAGACGGUGAACGGCGACGACAUCUGCUGCGCCCUGGGAACCCUAGGAUUCGAUGACUACGCUGCCCUUCUGAGGAGGUAUCUGCACAGGUAUAGAGAUCAAGAAGGAGCUGAGCACAGAGCUAAUAUUGGUAACAAUAAUAAUGAAGACGAGCUGAAGCUGCUGGCUAACAACAUCUUGAGCACUGCUCAAGAACAAAGAAUCAUCAUGAUCAUGAACCAAUACGAUCAUCCUGAUCAUCAUGAUAUCCAGAAGACCUAACAAAGGUCGAUCAUCUUCAUCCAAUUAUCAACUAGGUGACUUGCUGACCCCAUACACUUCAAUCU